Trichomycterus rosablanca is the source of this 1648-nucleotide messenger RNA. Its product is annotated as olfactomedin-like. Gene Ontology annotation, biological process: signal transduction. The record is from RefSeq and is a predicted model, not a curated record. Lineage: Eukaryota; Metazoa; Chordata; Actinopteri; Siluriformes; Trichomycteridae. Bases 1 to 1353 code for a protein of 450 amino acids. The transcript has 5 exons.
AUGAUCCUGCUCGUGUUGCUUCUCGUCACCUCUGAAGGUGCUCGUGCUCGUGCUCAGAGGUUUCAGGGUGAAGAGAUAAAUGGUUCAUGUGUGUGUGAUGUGAACACCAGCGCAUUCGCUUUUCCUGUCACCAGGUACGAGGCCGUCACACAACUGCUGCAGAGCUGUGAAGAUUCAGUCAACAAACUCCACACACAGACAUCGGUGGCUUUUACGAAGCUUCCUCAGAUGGAGGCCACCCUGGAGAACGUGACGGCACGGCUGCAGAGGUUCCAGUACCUUAAAACCAACGGCCUGUACACCGGCCUGCACCUAAAAGAGCUCAGCGAGGAGCUCCAGCAGCUCCAGCACACCAUCAACACUGCACAUCUGGAAACGCCUGGAGCUGAGACACAGAAGAUUCACACAGAGUUGCAGACGUUGCAGAAGGAAGUGGACACGAUGCACAAGGACGACAUCCUCAACCUGGAAACCAUGAAGGAGAAGCUGCGGUCAUUAAGUAACCGUGUCCAGACCUGCAGGACCAUCCCACAUGACUUCAGGAGCUCUUGUUCUCAGCGUGUGAUGAGAAACAUCAGUGCACCAAUCAUCACCAAACUAAACCCCUUCAGCAAGUCCUUCAUUUCUGGAGCCUGGGGUCACGACAGACAUGACAGGGAGGAAACAUACUGGAUCCAACCUCUGGCAAACGGGCACAGGCAGGGCAUCACCAUCCGCUUCUAUAGCACUUACGAGGACUUUAUGGCUGGCAGGAAUCACAGGGAUGAAAAUUUGGCUAACUCGUACACCCACGAUGACGCGAUUCAGGGCUCGGGGAGCGUUAUGUACAGCGACGUCUUGUAUUAUCAGUGCUAUAACAAGGACGAACUUUGCAGAUUCGAUGUGAAGACCAAAAAAAUCCAGCGCAUCAAGCUUCCUGGUGCUGGAAUCAAUAACAAAUUUCCCUACUGCUACUACAGCUGCCGUGAGUGGACGGACAUCAGCCUCUCCGCUGAUCGCAAGGGGUUGUGGGUGAUCUACGCCACGGAGGCUAACCACGGGAACUUGGUUGUGAGUCGAGUGGACGUAGAAGACUUUAAUGUGACCCACACGUGGAAGACCCGUCUGUUUAAACGCUCGGUGACCCACGCCUUUAUGGUGUGUGGGGUGAUGUACGCCACGCGUUAUGUGGACACCUAUAAAGAAGAAGUGUUUUACGCCUUCGACACGAGCACAGGAGCGGAAGAUAACACGCUCUCGCUUCCUCUGGAGAAAGUGGCACGUGGCGUGGCCAACCUUCACUAUAACUCCAAUGAUAUGAAGCUCUAUAUGUACAACGAUGGCUACCUGCUCGCCUAUAAUGCUUACUUUUAGAUAGUUUAUGAGUGAUAGAGGUACAAAAAAAAUAAAAAUAGCAUUUUAAUAGCAUGUCCAUGAAUGUUUUGAAAGCUCUUGAAUGUUUGAAAGGUUCAUUUUCUCAAUAACAGACUUCAUCUCCACCGAUUCACUGAGCUCAGAAUUCACUGCCGGUCAGAUUAACAUUCCAUUGUUGUACCAGCAGAUGUCGCUAUAAAUGUAAAUGUAAUUUUACUAUAUGGUGACAUCUGCUGGUGAAGCGCUGUAAUUGCAUGUCUUAUUUUGCUCGCUUUGCUGCAUGUGCCUCAUUAAU